CGCCUGGACGCAUGGACCUUCCUGCUUGCCUGCUGCCCGCUUGGUCGCUUGUGAGAAUUGAAACUUGACAGUCUGAUAGCGACAGGCGGCAUGUGAGUGUACCAAAACCAUCAGAUCAGGAGGAUUCUCGGGUCUUUACGGUGCAGAAGUUUAGUCUCGCAUUAACUAAUCGAUCAGGUUAUCCGAUUGGGAAGGAAGCUGCAAAACUGCGCGAGAAGAUAGAUGCGGUGGAAGGGGAUUUGAAGUCGCUGGGCCAGACCUUCCAAUGCAAGGGACUGGAGAUUAUAACUCCAACACCGCCUGGUGAUUGAAGUAGCUGUCACUGGAGGAGCUCUGCGUAUUCGAAUCCAAUCUUUGGGGGUGGAAGAAUACUUGUCACUCAAUACUAAAUCGUAAUAAGGUUUGGGAACGAGUGUAGCAUGAGUGCGGUUUUGGCGACGUCCAGGUCGGAAUUGGAGUUGGAUCGACCCAAUCUGGAAGACUAUCUCCCCACUGGAUCUAUCCAUGAGCCUCUCGGCAAGCUUUGCCUUCGAGAUUUACUGGACAUUUCGCCUACUUUGACUGAGGCCGCUGGUGCUAUUGUUGAUGAUUCUUUUACCAGAUGCUUCAAGUCUAAUCCUCCCGAACCUUGGAACUGGAAUAUCUAUUUAUUUCCUCUGUGGUGUUUGGGUGUUGUAGUCAGAUAUGGACUUCUUUUCCCAUUAAGGGCAAUUGUUUUGACAAUAGGAUGGAUAAUAUUCGUGUCGUGCUAUAUUCCUGUGCAUUUUCUCCUCAAGGGCCACAAUAGGCUACAGAAAAAAUUGGAGCGAGUUCUGGUAGAGUUGAUAUGCAGCUUCUUUGUAGCUUCAUGGACUGGCGUAGUCAAAUACCAUGGUCCACGGCCUAGCAUUCGUCCUAAACAGGUUUUUGUCGCAAAUCACACAUCUAUGAUUGAUUUCAUCAUUUUAGAACAGAUGACUGCCUUUGCUGUCAUCAUGCAGAAACAUCCUGGAUGGGUUGGAUUUUUGCAGAGCACAAUUUUAGAAGGUGUAGGAUGCAUUUGGUUUAAUCGUUCAGAGGCUAAAGAUCGUGAAAUUGUUGCUAGGAAGCUUAGGGAACACGUUGAAGGGGCUGAUAAUAAUCCCCUUCUUAUAUUCCCAGAAGGAACUUGUGUGAAUAACCACUACACUGUCAUGUUCAAGAAGGGUGCAUUUGAGCUAGGCUGCACAGUUUGCCCGGUCGCAAUAAAGUACAACAAAAUCUUUGUUGAUGCCUUCUGGAAUAGUAAAAAGCAAUCUUUCACUACACACCUGCUGCAAUUGAUGACCUCAUGGGCUGUUGUAUGCGAUGUUUGGUACUUAGAGCCUCAAAAUCUAAGGCCCGGUGAGACGCCAAUUGAGUUCGCAGAGAGGGUGAGGGACAUCAUAUCUAUUAGAGCAGGUGUUAAGAAGGUUCCUUGGGAUGGAUAUUUAAAAUAUUCUCGCCCCAACCCAAAGCACCGAGAGCGGAAGCAACAGAGUUUUGCAGAUUCAAUUCUCUGCCGCUUGGAAGAGAAGUAGAUGUUUUCUGGCCUGUUGGGGGGAUGUUGGAACGAAUGAAAUAUUUAUUCAUGUUAAAAUAAUGAGGAUAAAUGAUGAGUGCACAAAUUCCAUUGUUAUUUUGGGAAUAAAUAUUUUGCUUCGUUAACCAUUGAGCAAAUACGUGAUAAAUAGUUAACAUAAAUAUCUUGUGUUUUAGUUUUUUGGUCAGGAUACACAUCGUGCCGUCUUAUAAAGAAGAAAAAGAUAACACCUUCAGCACCAGCCGCCAGGAUUGUUAGGUUUUUCGCAUUGAUGUUCAACUUAUCUCAAGAAUAUUGUCAUUGUGAGCUAGUUUGGCAACUUCAUGUUUGUUAUGGUAUAAUUUGAAAUACAUAGCCAAUGGCAUGUAUUAACUGAAGAAAAGUUUCUGAAUGGAAUGCAAAGUUAAAGAAUUUUUGAGUGAAAUGGGGUGUGACGUCCAAGUCUUUUGAAAAUAGGGUGUAAAAUCCAAUAUCACUCAAAAAAUGAGGUGCAAAG
This is a messenger RNA of Cuscuta epithymum, 2036 nucleotides long. NCBI's taxonomy places the organism in Eukaryota, Viridiplantae, Streptophyta, Magnoliopsida, Solanales, Convolvulaceae. The record is from the annotation of a GenBank genome assembly.